Molecule: messenger RNA, 2068 nt
Organism: Galeopterus variegatus (Sunda flying lemur)
Lineage: Eukaryota; Metazoa; Chordata; Mammalia; Dermoptera; Cynocephalidae
Gene: NXPH3
Product: neurexophilin 3
Exons: 2
Coding region: 237-995 (252 amino acids)
Molecular function (GO): signaling receptor binding
Source: RefSeq, a predicted model, not a curated record
GGACCUGGAGCGGGGGCCGCGCCGCGCGCAGCUGGACCAGGGGAGGGGGGCGGCGGCUGCACAGCUGGAUCGAAGGGGGCGGGGUCGGUCCUGGGCGACCGGCUGAGCGGAGGGCCGCGAGCCGCCGGGGACUGGAGCAUGGGACGGCGCGCCUGAAGCAGCAGGAAGGGGAAGAAGAGGCCUGGGACCCCGAAAGGAGAAGAGGAGAGAAAGGGGGACGAGGGCAGAGAAGGAAGAUGCAACUGACCCGCUGCUGCUUCGUGUUCCUAGUGCAGGGCAGCCUCUAUCUGGUCAUCUGUGGCCAGGAUGAUGGUCCCCCCAGCUCAGAGGAUCCUGAGCGUGAUGACCAUGAGGGCCAGCCCCGGUCCCGGGUGCCUCGGAAGCGGGGCCACAUCUCACCCAAGUCACGCCCCAUGGUCAAUUCCACUCUCUUAGGGCUGCUGGCCCCACCUGGGGAGGCUUGGGGGGUCCUUGGGCAGCCCCCCAACCGCUUGAACCACAGCCCCCCACCCUCGGCCAAGGUGAAGAAAAUCUUUGGCUGGGGCGACUUCUAUUCCAACAUCAAGACGGUGGCCCUGAACCUGCUCGUCACGGGGAAGAUCGUGGACCACGGCAACGGGACCUUCAGCGUCCACUUUCGACACAAUGCCACUGGCCAGGGCAACAUCUCCAUCAGCCUUGUGCCCCCCAGUAAAGCUGUAGAGUUCCACCAGGAACAGCAGAUCUUCAUCGAAGCCAAGGCCUCCAAAAUCUUCAACUGCCGGAUGGAGUGGGAGAAGGUAGAACGGGGCCGCCGGACCUCACUCUGCACGCACGACCCAGCCAAGACCUGCUCCCGAGACCACGCUCAGAGCUCGGCCACCUGGAGCUGCUCCCAGCCCUUUAAAGUCGUCUGCGUCUACAUCGCCUUCUACAGCACAGACUAUCGGCUGGUCCAGAAGGUGUGCCCAGAUUACAACUACCAUAGCGAUACCCCCUACUACCCCUCUGGGUGACCCUGGGCAGGCCACAGAGGCCAGGCCAGGGCUGGAAGGACAGGCCUGCCCAUGCAGGAGGCCAUCUGUCUGGAUACUGGGCAGGGAAGGGGAUGGGCCUCUGGCAGGGAGGGGGGUGGAAGAGAGGAGAUGCCAAGUAGGGCAGGGCCAAGUCUCAAGUGGCAGGAAGGGAUCCCAAGUGCUGGCCCUAACCUGAGGCUGUGGAGCCACUAGGACACAGGAGCACUGUGGGAGGAGUGGGAUCCCUGUGAGGCUUUCCCACUGAGCCACAGACAGAUGCUGUCCCCAAGGUCCCUGGGCAGGCAGUCUAGUAUGGCCCCAAAUCAAGCCAUGGAGAGGAACCUAACCUUCUGCCAUGCUGAGAGAGGACAGCAACAGGGAGAGGGGGUGUUAUCAGUGUGGACACAAGUAGUCAACUUGGGCUGGACGGCUGAGACAGGGCUUCCUGGGGCCAGCAGUGGGGUGGGAUGGGACAGGGCAGAAGGAGCUCGCCAGCCCAGCCCAGUGGGUAGUUCUGAGUCCCUUGUCCUGCGCUGAGCACGGCAUGAGGGUGAUGUGGUGACCGUUGGGGUCAUUGACCUCUGGACACAUAGACCAUCUGUCUCCAGCCAGGCUACCCCUUUCCAGACCUCCCUCUCCUGCCAGCACUCUCCACUCCUAGCCACCCUCCUGCUGAUGGCACACUGUCCUUAAGCUGAGACAGGACAAUGGUGGUCCUCUGAGCACCUAGUCCACAGAUGUGCCGGGUGUCCCUCCUCCACCCCGCUCCCCUGCUGGCUCCUCUGGGAGCUUCUUUGUCCGAGCGAGUGGCCCCUCAAUAGUCAGCCUCGCCUGUCAGACUGGGGCUCUCCCAGAUCAGGAUGGUGCCUCCCUCGCGGCCCGUGGGGCCAGCAGCAGCGUGGGGUGGCGUGAGCACUACCAAGCCCAACAAGACUGGAGGGCGCGCUGGACCUGUCCCUAGUGUCUGUCUGUGGGCGGGGGGAGGGGAGGGACGUCUUGUGAAAUCACCCGAUUGCCGACUUCUGUGUGCAGAAUCUUGUUCGUGGAGCAGGGAAUAAAGCUUUCCCCAGGGC